CUUGAACGUCUUUUCAUCCCACGAGCAGUUGGUUUUCACUGGCAGGAAGACAGGCUGAUAUUUGUAAACUCUCUCUAUUCUAACGAAUCAAAGCCUAAAUUUGCUCAUCCAUACUAUGUGCUCUCACCUCACGCCAACUUAACUAUCGCGUCUUUUAAAUGGUGGCUAUGCACCUUCAAAUCCUGGCUCUACAGAGGCCUACAAAAAUUAUCCGCAGUGUACCGAGUUUCUACAGCUAAACUCUGUCCUCUGGGAGAAUACUGA
Penicillium canescens is the source of this 264-nucleotide messenger RNA. RefSeq lists its product as uncharacterized. NCBI's taxonomy places the organism in Eukaryota, Fungi, Ascomycota, Eurotiomycetes, Eurotiales, Aspergillaceae. The transcript has 2 exons. The annotation marks the transcript as partial. The record is from RefSeq and is a predicted model, not a curated record.